GGAGUACCCAUGACGUCAUGCAGAAGCUUGGCUCCCGUGAGGUACAAAAUGAGUAGCUCUGGCGGAGCCUCGGUCAUUCUGAGACGAGCUCACGUCGAGAAGGAGUACUUUGUUAGUGUGACGUUUGUUGGAAGGGAACUACUGUUUAACCGUAGCUAAUCAUGUGUGACGACGAGGUUGCCGCUCUUGUUGUUGACAAUGGUUCCGGAAUGUGCAAAGCCGGAUUCGCCGGAGAUGACGCCCCUCGUGCUGUGUUCCCUUCCAUCGUGGGACGUCCACGCCACCAGGGUGUGAUGGUUGGUAUGGGACAGAAGGACAGCUAUGUCGGUGAUGAGGCCCAAAGUAAAAGAGGUAUCCUAACCCUGAAGUAUCCCAUAGAACAUGGUAUCGUCACUAACUGGGAUGAUAUGGAGAAGAUCUGGCACCACACCUUCUACAAUGAACUUCGUGUGGCCCCUGAGGAGCACCCUGUUCUCCUGACAGAAGCACCCCUUAACCCUAAAGCCAACAGGGAGAAGAUGACCCAAAUCAUGUUUGAGACCUUCAACACCCCAGCUAUGUAUGUAGCUAUCCAAGCUGUCCUGUCCCUCUACGCUUCCGGUCGUACCACCGGUAUUGUGUUGGACAGUGGAGAUGGUGUUUCUCACACAGUGCCCAUCUAUGAAGGUUACGCUCUUCCCCAUGCCAUCCUCCGAUUGGACUUGGCCGGUCGUGACCUUACUGACUACCUGAUGAAAAUUUUGACCGAACGUGGCUACAGCUUCACCACCACGGCUGAGCGGGAAAUCGUUCGUGACAUCAAGGAAAAGCUCUGCUACGUCGCCCUGGACUUCGACCAGGAAAUGGCCACUGCUGCUUCCUCCUCCUCCCUUGAGAAGUCCUACGAGUUGCCUGACGGCCAGGUUAUCACCAUUGGUAACGAGAGGUUCCGCUGCCCCGAAGCCCUCUUCCAGCCUUCCUUCUUGGGUAUGGAGUCUUCUGGUAUCCACGAGACCACCUACAAUUCCAUCAUGAAGUGCGACAUUGACAUCCGUAAGGAUCUGUACGCCAACACCGUUCUGUCUGGUGGCACCACCAUGUACCCAGGUAUCGCCGACAGGAUGCAGAAGGAGAUCACUGCUCUCGCUCCUAGCACUAUGAAGAUCAAGAUCAUUGCUCCCCCCGAGAGGAAGUACUCCGUCUGGAUCGGCGGAUCCAUCUUGGCUUCUCUGUCCACCUUCCAGCAGAUGUGGAUCUCCAAACAAGAGUACGACGAGUCUGGCCCCAGCAUUGUCCACCGCAAGUGCUUCUAAAGAGUGGGGGUUUAUUUAGUCACGUGAUUCUCGCUUCUCUUGUAUUAAUCUUGACGUCCCCUCAGCUUUCGUUUGGAUACACUCCCCCAAAUGAUCCGGGCUGGUAUAGAAACCCUGGAUCAGGGACUCUUACCGUCAACCAGAGACUCGGGAAUUACACCAACUGUAGGCCAAAGAUUCAACUUCUCAUAACUACCCACUGGUCAUUUAGCCCAGCAAAUAUAUUUAUUAAACAUCCGAAUCUCGAUCACUUAAGACUGCUUUUUUUUUCUCUGUAAAAAUAAAGUUUAAUAAAAAUUUGGGGAAGAAAAUUA
This is a messenger RNA of Limulus polyphemus (Atlantic horseshoe crab), 1606 nucleotides long. RefSeq names its product actin-3. The coding region runs from base 162 to 1292 and encodes 376 amino acids. NCBI's taxonomy places the organism in Eukaryota, Metazoa, Arthropoda, Merostomata, Xiphosura, Limulidae. The transcript has 5 exons. The record is from RefSeq and is a predicted model, not a curated record.